CCAUUUUACUCCUUUUCUCCUUCCUCUCGUUCCAGUUCCACCGCAUCCUGUCAAUCACAACACAUCAGUUUCCAUCUCCUUGACAUACCCAUUGUUCCAAUAACUUUAAGUGUACUGAGUAUUGUAAUCAUCACAGUUUCCCAAAAUGGGCUGGUCAUUCGGACGAAAGAAGAACAAGGAGGCCGCUGCCGCCGAGAACCCCUAUGCCCAGCAACCAUCGGCCGAUCCGUAUGCCAACCAGCACGCGAGCCCUGCUCAGUCUCAAUCUACUCUAUCCAGCACCGCUAGCAGUGGUCCGUCCCCGUACCAGAACCAACAAGCUCCUCCUCCUUACUCCGCCGGAGGUCCGGUUCAGCAGCCGCCUGCUGCGGGUAGAUACACGAACGAGAGAUUCGGCACCACGGAUAAAUAUGGUGAUAACCGAUACGAUACCCCUUCCAGCAGCCACCAGAACCCUUAUGCGCCCUCAACCAGCUCCAACUACAACUCGGGCGUUUCUGCUCAACCGUCUUCCAACAAGCAGCAGUACCCGGUUACAUAUGGCGACAACAAGCAGCCCGGACAGAUUCCUCCUGAUGGAUAUGAGCCGUCCCCCCAGGAACUGUAUGGCAACAAGUAUGGUGUGCCACAGGAGGAGCUCACGGAGGAGCAGAAGGAGGAUGUGGAGUUCACUGAUGUCCGAAACGAGAUUGUGAAUGAGCAAAAUGCCACCAUCAACACUUUGGAUCGGACCAUGGACACGAGUUAUGCUGCUCUGGCGAACAUGCGCAAUGCACGACAACAGCUGAGGGAGCAAAACGAGAGGUUGCUGUAUGCCAAGGGAAACAUUGACCACGGAACCGCCCAAGCCCGUCAGGCCAAGGAAAGGGUCAAGGAACUUGAAAGAGUUAAUCGCUCCAUGUUCCUGCCUGUCGGCCACAGCAAGAAGACGCUUGACAGGAUGGAUAGGGACCGCCUUCAAGCCGAACUUGAGGAGAAGGAAAUCCGCGAGCAGAACGCGCGCGAGCUCUACAAGAACCGUUCACAGGCGCAGAUGGCCAACAUGAAGCCUAAGAAGCUGGGACUUGGCGGCGGCGCUGACAACAAGAAGAAGUACGCGCUGGAGGAUGAUGAGGAGAUGGACCACAACGAGAACGCCAUCAACACCAAGAUUGCGCUGAUGGAGCAAGUUGCCGAGGAGCUCAAGGACGGUGCCCUGGAUAUUGGCGCGGGUCUGGAUCUCAGUAAUAGGUAUAUUGAGACCAUGACUGAGAACACCGAUAGACUCAACAUCGAGGUUCGCAGGAACAAGAUGGCGCUCGAAAGAUUUUAAACAAGAUGGUUUGGCAGGUCGGUACGGUUGGAUGGUUUGGAAUGGCCGGAGUUUGUUGGUCUUAGGUUUUGCUGCGAACAUGUGGUACACGCUUUCUUCAAUGUUGAUGUUGACAUUGUGGGUUUAAGAAAUGUUUAUCAAACAAGAACAUUUCUGCGGUGAGUCCGGUGUAGGGUCCCUCCUCAAAUGAUGGGUUCGGGAAACAUGUUAGAACGCACGACGUUGCAAUGAUUCAGUAAAUAUCUACUAUGGUAAUCAACUAAGUCAUGUAC
This is a messenger RNA of Neurospora tetrasperma FGSC 2508, 1584 nucleotides long. RefSeq lists its product as uncharacterized. Gene Ontology annotation, cellular component: plasma membrane; SNARE complex. Gene Ontology annotation, biological process: exocytosis; vesicle fusion. NCBI's taxonomy places the organism in Eukaryota, Fungi, Ascomycota, Sordariomycetes, Sordariales, Sordariaceae. The transcript has 3 exons. The record is from RefSeq and is a predicted model, not a curated record. The coding region runs from base 146 to 1312 and encodes 388 amino acids. Gene Ontology annotation, molecular function: syntaxin binding; SNAP receptor activity.